UUCAUAAAAGCGGCGAAACCUCGACAAGGUCCUCUAGCGCCGGCCAUUUGUAAUUACUGAUCGCCGUGUCUGCUUCGCGUCCUGUUCACAGCGUUGCAGUUGGUGGCGUUUUCGCAGGAGGGCGUAUGGACUAGGCAGACGUGCAAAGACUGCUCGUUGUUCGAUUGAAGGCCUGUCAUUCAGGGUAGUGGGCAUCCGCUCACUUGGUGUAAGAACAGCGGCGAGUGCGGUCGUUUGUCCCCGAUGGCUGGGUGGAAGGACGGCUCGGUGCAGGAGAAGUAUCGACUGGUGGUGGUGGGAGGCGGCGGUGUCGGGAAGUCAGCGUUAACUAUCCAAUUCAUCCAGUCUUACUUCGUCACCGACUACGACCCCACGAUCGAGGACUCGUACACAAAGCAGUGUGUGAUCGACGAGAGAGCCGCUCGCCUGGACAUUCUGGACACAGCGGGACAGGAAGAGUUCGGAGCCAUGAGAGAACAAUAUAUGAGGACGGGGGAGGGCUUCCUUCUGGUCUUCUCCGUCACCGACAGAGGAAGUUUCGAAGAAAUCUACAAGUUCCAGAGGCAGAUCCUUCGGGUGAAGGACCGAGAUGAGUUUCCCAUGAUCCUCGUGGGCAACAAGGCGGACCUGGAGCUGCAGAGGCAGGUGACCCAGGAGGAGGGCCAGCAGCUCGCCAGACAGCUCAAAGUCACCUACAUGGAGGCUUCUGCCAAGAUCCGCAUGAACGUGGACCAGGCCUUCCAGGAGCUGGUCAGAGUAAUAAGAAAGUUCCAGGAGCAGGAGUGCCCGCCGUCACCGGAGCCCACGCGCAGGGACCAGGACAAGAGCGGCUGCCACUGCGUGAUCGUCUGAGUGGCCCCGCCCACUUUCCCACCACGCCCGCCCCGGCUGCUGUCACCGGGCCCCGCCCCCUCCCCCCCCUUGCCUUCUGACGUCCAUCCCGUUGGUGGACCGGCGCUGCCUUCUACACCUGAGUGAUUUUUCGGCUGAAGGCUCGAGGCGUGUGACAGCCUUACCUGGGGAUCCCUGCCGAGGCCACGCCCACCGAGGCACCUGAAACUGAAACUCCGGGAACACACACACACACACACACACACACGCACGCACACGCACACACACACACACUUGGAGAAAUCCAAACAUACGAGACUUACAAACGGAAGCCCCUCCCAACACUAAAAGCUGCUUAAAUGGUUACGGGAUUUCAGUUUUUGUACCUGGAAGGACCUUUUCUUGUCUCAGAGAGACAGUUGUACUUUGUGACAAGAUGGCGACAACAAACACGUUGAUUUAAAAAAAAAAAGAAAAAAAAAAAACGAAACAAUUUUUAGCUACAUGACUUUUGCGCCUUACGGAGGGGGGGAGUUGUGAUGGGACGUCCCAUAUGUUGUGCCAUAUCCUUUUCUGACAUUGGUGUGCUAAUCGUCUACUGUACAUAAGUAAAGAUUUGCUGUGAUUUUAAAAGCGCCUUUCCGAUGAAGUCCAUUCUGUGGGAAUGCAGUGUUGUUGAGGGUGUGAAGGCCUGGCGAUGGGCCUGCCUCACUGGCAUUUACACCAGUGGUCUCCAACCCUGGUCCUGGAGAGCUACAGGGUCUGCUGGUUUUUGUUUUCACCUUAAAGUCAGUACCCAAUUGAGAUCCAAGACACCAGGUGAGUCGAUUUAAAUGUGUAAUCAACUGCUCUAAUUGAUUCAUGAAGUGCAGAGUCACUAUGAAAUCCAGCAGACCCUGUAGCUCUCCAGGACCAGGGUUGGAGACCACUGAUAUACACGCUCGCUGUGUGCUUGUGGGGCAGCCAGAAAGAGAUGCCAAAUUUAGGGUUGUGCAGGGUUUGGUACAGUAGCUUCAUCUUGGGUGACUGAUGAAGCAUUGGAUGCACCGCGGUCUAAACUCCGGUCUGAUUAUCUUUCCCGUGAUUGCAGGUCAUUGGCAGCAGGUCGGUCUAAUGUAACGUAGUAAUGUGGCCUCACGUCGAACUCUGUUGUCUUAACGUCGUACCUCUGUCUGUCUCAACUUCUGUUGCUGCUCAGGUUGACCAAUGCUACUAAAAUGCAACAGAAAGCCGCUAGUUCAGGCACUAAUCGACCCUUUUGGUUUCACUCUCGGACCCCCCCCCCCCGUGACUGUGGUGGGGGGGCAUGUGUGCCUCCUUCAGACCUUAAUAUUUUAAACAAUGCUUCUUGUUGUGUUAUCUGUUUUUAAAAAAAUAUUUUUAAAGCAUUAUUUUCUUGGUUGGAAAGUUCUGUAGGCACUUGUAAUGCUGAAAUGUGAAACAGAUUAAUGCUACAGUAUAUAGCUUUGUUUGGAUAACUCGGAGUCUUUAUUCCUUUAAAGGCAGUCAGUCUAGUCACUGUUUGCUCUGUAUGAAGGCCAGUGCUGUCAGACUGCAGUCCUGGAGUGCUGCAAUGUCUGCUGGUUUUUUGGUGAGUCCACAUGCCUUGUUUUCCAGUCCUAAUUUGGUUGCUUUUUGAAAGGAAACCACAAAAAUCUGUGGACACUGUGGCCCUCCAGGACGAGUUAAACCUGCAGGCACUGUGGGCCUUCAGGACUGGAGUUAAACCUGCCAACACAGCGCCCCCUCCUGGACUAGAGAUUACCUGCAAGCACUGUGGGCCUCCAGGGCUGGCAUUAUACCUGCCAACACAGCGCCCCCUCCUGGAAUGGAUGUAAGCCUGCAGGCACUGUGGACCUCCUGGGCUGAAGUUUGAGAAGCCUGGUGUAGUCCACUGGUUCUUGGCUCUUCUCACAUAACCCUCCUCAUCUUCUUUGGCUCCGCUGCUGACCUCAAAAGCUCAAUCCAGUCUAGAAGUGGGCGGGACUUGAGUUUGGGUCAUCACUAUGUCACUCACCUUAGCACACAACCCACCUGAAUUUCAUUCAGUGGAUUGCAUCACUGUUAACUGAUUUCACCAUUUUGUUGGUCCUUUUUUGAUCUGAGUAAUAAAUAUAAUUAAUAUUUUAGUUUUGUUUUUUGUUUUAAUGUUCUAAAAGGAAAAACUAUGAAAAUGAUCCAUUGAUUGAGAUUAUUAAAUGUUUUUGUUGAUA
This is a messenger RNA of Anguilla rostrata (American eel), 3044 nucleotides long. RefSeq names its product ras-related protein R-Ras2-like. The coding region runs from base 244 to 852 and encodes 202 amino acids. NCBI's taxonomy places the organism in Eukaryota, Metazoa, Chordata, Actinopteri, Anguilliformes, Anguillidae. The transcript is spliced from 7 exons. The record is from RefSeq and is a predicted model, not a curated record. Gene Ontology annotation, cellular component: plasma membrane. Gene Ontology annotation, biological process: Ras protein signal transduction. Gene Ontology annotation, molecular function: GTPase activity; GTP binding; GDP binding.